AUGGGUGGCGGAAAGGGAGGCGCCGAUUUUGAUCCUAAGGGAAAGUCGGACAACGAAAUCCGAAAAUUCUGUUCCGCCUUCAUGAUGGAACUCAGCAAACAUAUAGGUGCUGAUAUUGACGUUCCAGCCGGCGACAUUGGUGUUUCAGGGCGUGAGAUUGGUUUCCUAUUCGGUGCAUACAAGAGACAGCGACACCUGUGGGAGGGCGUAUUGACUGGGAAAGGACUUAGCUGGGGGGGGAGCCACAUUCGCCCCGAGGCCACUGGGUAUGGUCUGGUUUACUACGUCCAACACAUGAUCGAAUAUGCCACAGACGGCAAAGAAAGCUUCAAAGGCAAGCGAGUCGCGAUCUCCGGCUCAGGAAACGUCGCGCAAUACGCAGCACUCAAGGUCAUCGAAUUCGGCGGCACCGUCUGCUCUCUCAGCGACAGCAAGGGAUCACUAAUUGUCCGCGACCACAUGGAUAGUAUCACCCCAGAAGAAAUAUACCUGGUGCAAGAGCUCAAAGUCGAACGCAAGCAACUGUCCAGCCUUUCUAGCACCGAUGCCUUCCGCGGACGAUACAAAUACGUCGAGGGUGAGCGACCGUGGACGCACGUCGGCAAAGUUGAUGUUGUCCUGCCCUGCGCCACGCAGAAUGAGGUCUCUGGACCCGAAGCCCAGGCAUUGAUGGACGCUGGCGCUAAGUACAUUGCCGAGGGGUCUAAUAUGGGUUGCACGCUGGCUGCUGUUGAGCAUUUCGAAGCCAGUCGCCGCUUCCACGCCAUGGGGAAAUCCACCUGGUAUGGCCCCGGAAAGGCAGCCAAUGCAGGCGGUGUUGCUGUCUCCGGUUUGGAGAUGGCGCAGAAUGCGCAGCGCCUAACCUGGACAGCUUCUGAGGUCGAUGCGAAAUUGAAGCAGAUCAUGAAGGAGUGCUUCGAGAUCGGCGUUCAGACGGCAAAAAAAUAUGCAUUGCCUGAAGAGGGCGACGGAUUACCUUCCUUAGUUACGGGAAGCAACAUUACUGGCUUCAUGAAAGUUGCAGCCGCGAUGAAUGAUCAGGGCGAUUGGUGGUGA
Histoplasma mississippiense is the source of this 1056-nucleotide messenger RNA. Its product is annotated as glutamate dehydrogenase. NCBI's taxonomy places the organism in Eukaryota, Fungi, Ascomycota, Eurotiomycetes, Onygenales, Ajellomycetaceae. Gene Ontology annotation, cellular component: cytosol. The coding region runs from base 1 to 1056 and encodes 351 amino acids. Gene Ontology annotation, molecular function: L-glutamate dehydrogenase (NADP+) activity. The record is from RefSeq and is a predicted model, not a curated record. The transcript is spliced from 2 exons.